GAAAACGAGUCAAUAAGACCGUAAGAAACCGGCAUAAAAAACUGAACGGUGAAGAAAAUGAGUACCCUCUCGUCGUCAUCAGCCGUUUCAUCCGGCCAUAGAAGCAACCUCCGCAGAAAAUGAGUCAAUCCAAUGUUUAUUUCGGUCAUAAACAACACUCCGCAUAAUCCAAUGGGUACGAAACCGGCCAUAAAAGCUUUCGAUUUUGAACCGUAGCGCCCUCAAACCCCGCUGGUCUACCCUCUCGUCAUCAGCCGUUUCAACCAUGCUUCUCCUCCUCUGUGACGUCGAGGAGCCUUGGCAGCUUCUGCCAUUAAUCCGCUUCCCACCUGCAAAGGUAAGCGUUCUACACUAUACUCUCCCGGUCAGACGUGCGUUACGUUUCCCCCCCGGCCUCCCCCUAUAUAUAUACUCUCUGUUUUCUCCUUUAGUGCGUGACUUCUCACAGUUUCCACCCAAGCUAGCUUCAAUCUUCAGACGUGAGCUCUCUCCCCUGCACCACCUUCUUAAUUUUAAGAUAAAAGACAAUGGAUGAUUCAAAUUCCCAAAUAUGUGGUAAUGUGGACUCUUUUAUGAGGAGCUAUAAGCUUGGCAGAACUCUUGGCAUUGGGUCCUUUGGUAAAGUGAAACUAGCUGAGCAUGCAUUGACCGGGCAUAAAGUUGCUGUCAAGAUUCUUAACCUCCAAAAUAUGAGAAAAAUGGGAAUGGAAGAUAAAGUCCGAAGGGAAAUGAAAAUACUGAGGUUGUUCAUGCAUCCUCAUAUCAUACGGCUUUAUGAAGUGACAGAGACGACAUCGGAUAUCUAUGUCGUGAUGGAGUAUGUGAAAUCUGGUGAAUUGUUUCAUUACAUUGGUCAGAAGGGCCGUUUGCAGGAAGAUGAAGCCAGGAAAUUUUUCCAACAGAUCAUUUCUGGCGUGGAGUAUUGCCACAGGAAUAUGGUAGUCCAUAGAGACCUUAAGCCAGAAAAUAUUCUAUUGGAUUUCAAUUGUAAUGUUAAGAUCGCCGAUUUCGGAUUGAGCAAUGUCAUGCGCGAUGGUCAUUUUUUGAAGACCAGCUGUGGUAGUCCCAAUUAUGCUGCUCCGGAGGUCAUUUCGGGAAACUUUUAUUCUGGCCCCGAGGUUGAUGUGUGGAGCUGUGGUGUAAUCUUAUAUGCUUUUCUCUGUGGGAACUUGCCAUUUGAUGAUCAAAAUAUCCCAAACCUUUUUAGGAUAAUAAAGAGUGGAAUGUACACUCUUCCUAGCCAUGUAUCACCAGGUGCAAGGGAUUUGAUCUCAAGAAUGCUUAUUGUUGACCCGAUGAAGCGAGUUACUAUUCCUGAGAUUCACACACACCCUUGGUAUCAAGUUAAUCUGCCUCACUAUCUAACUGUUCCUCCACCAGAUCCCAUGGAACAGGCGAAAAGGAUUGACAGAGAAAUACUACAAGAAGUGAUUAACAUGGGAUUUGAAAGAAACAAUCUCAUUGAGUCUCUUCUCAACAGAGUUCCAAAUGAGGGAACUGUUGCUUAUUACCUGCUACUUGAUAACCGAUUUCGUGCUUCCAGUGGAUAUCUGGGUGCUGAAUUUCAGGAAUCGAUGGAUUAUGGUUCGAACCAUACGAACUCAAGUGAUUUUCUUGGAUUACCUUCUUGGCAACACUUUGCUAGUUGUCAACCAGUUGAUGAAAGACAUCAAUUUCUAGUCGAAAGGAAAUGGGCUUAUGGGCUGCAGUCCCAAGCUCGUCCGGGUCAAAUAAUCCCGGAAGUCCUUCAAGUCCUACAUGUGCUGAACGUGUGUUGGAAGAAAAUAGGGCGUUACAAUAUAAAAUGCUUGUGGACUCCCAACCUUCCCGGUCACUAUCACGAAGGAGUGAAUGAUGUCAAGUUUGAAGUUCAGCUGUACAAAACUAAGGGCAAAUUCCUCUUGGAUCUGCAAAAGGUGCAGGGACCAGAUCCCAUCUUUUUGGAUUUUUGUGCUGCUUUCGUCUCGCAGCUUAAGUUCUCUAAAGCAGCAGGAGCUUGUUUCGUUCAAAGUGCUACCCCUUAAUGAAUGUGUAGUAUGACAAUAUUGCUUGCAUGAAUGUGCAGUGUACAUGCUGGUAAUAUUGUGCAUUGGACAUUAUGGCAAUAUGGCAAUAUUGCUUGCAUGAAUGUGUAGUGUACAUUAUGGUAACAUUGUGCAUUGUACAUUGUACAUUAUGGCAUUGUAUCUCCCUGGAAUAUGUGGUUUAGAC
Molecule: messenger RNA, 2211 nt
Organism: Cuscuta epithymum
Lineage: Eukaryota; Viridiplantae; Streptophyta; Magnoliopsida; Solanales; Convolvulaceae
Source: the annotation of a GenBank genome assembly